GACGCCCCGCCCCUGUGCCCCGCAGGCGGCGGGCGCUGAGGCGGCCUUGCUCCGAGGCAGCCAGGCCAGUGGCGGCGGCGGCGGCCUUGAGGGGCUCCGGGCGGCCCCGCUUCCUCCCGCGCCUCCCGCCCUUCUCCCCUCGGGCUGGCUGCCGCUUCCGGCCAGGGAGGAAGCGCUGCUGCGGGGCGGCCGGGCGGGGGCGGCGGCGGCGAGGCAGGCGCGGCAUGGCGGUGCCCGGCGGGAACGCGGCCCUGAUGGUCACCGUCACCUACGGUAAUGAAAAGCACAGUCUUCAGAUUGCUUCUCAGGAAGAAGAUAGCCAGCCCACAGUACGUGACAUGGCUCUCUUAAUUGAACAAGUAACUGGAGUUCCACUGUCUUUUCAGAAACUGAUAUAUAAAGGAAAAUCCCUGAAAGAAAUGGAACAGCCAUUGUCAGUGUUUGGCGUGAAAAAUGGUUGUAAAGUUAUGCUGAUUGGGAAAAGGAACAGUCCUGAAGAAGAGACCGAGUUAAAGAAAUUAAAAGAUUUGGAGAAAUCAGCAGAGCAGAUAGCCAAAAAAAUAGAGGAAGUUAAUAAAGAACUUGGAGGUAUUCAGAAAGGUUUUUUAGCAAAGAAUCUUCAAACUGAAGCUCUUAACCAGUUGGACAAGCGAAUAAAGGGAACUGCUGAGCAGUUUAUGAAGAUUCUGGAACAGAUAGAUGCUAUUGUUCUCCCAGAGAACUUCAGUGAUUGCAAACAGAAGAAGAAGGGGCUAGUGAAAAAGGUUCAGGCUUUUCUUGCACAGUGUGAUACAGUGGAAGGAAGUAUUGGUCAAGAAAUGGAUAAGCUACAGUCGAAGAACAUGGCUCUGGCAGAAUGAGGCAUCCACUUAAGUAACUAAAAGAAAUAAUUGCUCUGUGAGCAAGAAGAAGAGUUUGCUCUUGAUUUUGGAGCACCUGUGUUAGUGUUUGAAAUUUUAUUUUAAGCAGAGUCCAGUAAAAUUAUUGCAUGGUGGUCAUUGCUUGCUGGUUGGUGUGUACUCCUUAAAGUUAAACCUUUUCUUUCCACAAAAAAUUUUGCAGUAGUUCUUUAAUAUAUUCAAAACAUGCCUCUGCGUGGUCAAAUAUGUUUCAGCUAACUACAAUAGUACAUUUUAUAAAUCAUUUGGAGCAAUAAGUAAUGUGACUAUGAUGCUGUUGAGUGUUUGUAUGUGUUACUGGAUGUAGGAAAGAUUUAAAUGCAGCAGAAGUUUUAUCUAUCUUUCUUUCAGGAUGCCUAAAUUGGAAUGUAGUGUUAGGAUGUCUCACAUGUCAUCUAGUAGCUGUGCAUCAGUAAGCUUCUUGAUUGUAAUCUUUACAUGGUCAUUUGGUGUACAUUUGGUGUACAUUUGGUAUCCUCAAGUACACUCUCUGUUGGAACAGUGAUGGGAAUGUAAAUGAAUUACCAUUCGUCAUAAGGAAUUUGCCAAACUUUCUUUUCACCUUCAAUUGGGCCAUAAAGCUGGCUUUUAAGGGCAAAAUGAAAUGAUCCCUUUAGAUAAUUAUUUAUUGAAUAUUGAAGUAUUUGAAGCAUAUAUUUUCUAACGUAUAGUUUUAAAGGCAGAUAUGGCUUCAGGGCUAACGAUGGCUGCCAUGUGCUUGUUCUACUUACUUAAAACUAAUGUUUAGACCGGCAGUAACAGUGUUUCUCCAAGCACGUAAAGCCUAGACCUGGCAGCUGUAGCUACAGCACUACAGAACACAAAGCUUAGUUUAAAAAUCCUUGCCAGUUCUCUUGGCUUCCCAACAAAUGCGAGUAUAGUUAUGUCAGUGCCCUCUGUAGCACAAUGCCGGCAGGUACAGUAUAAGUGGCAGCAAAUGAUGUCAAGGAUCAAAGUACAUAAUGGUGUAUGUGCUAUCCAGAUAAAGUAGAUACCAGGCUUUGCACUGUCAUAGACUAACAAGUUUUCCACUAUAUUGUACUCAACUCCUCCUGUCCUCCAGAGUUUUCUUGCUUUAGCAAAAUCUGUAGAAACGUAUGAAAAGUCAGUGCAGUCGGUUUUGUUGCACCGGGGGAAAAUGGCAUUCCAUUGCUGCAAAGAUCCUAAAAACAAGAUGCAUUUAAUCAAGAAGAUAUGUUUUGCUUGCAUAAUAUAAAAUAAGCUGUUGGUGUGUUUUAUAUCUUCUUUGAAUGUUGUGUUAGAUAACAAUAAUGUAUCUCAUUUAUUAAAGAUGAGACUUAAACACCUGUAUUUCAAAGCAAUAAUACGAAUAUUUAUUUAAAAGUUCGUCAUAAAUACGGAAAAGAACAUUAGGAACUGAAAGCAGGGAAAACUAUUUUUCUUUCUGUGCAUGUUUGCCCUUCCAUUAUAAUAUUGUCACUUCCAUUUUCUUGAGUUUCACAUUGCUGGCAUCUUUCUUCUGUUGCCUUACUCUUUGAAAUGUUUGCUUGUAUUACGAUGGUGUUCAUGGGAAAUGGUUUGCCUCGUAUGCACACUUCCAACUACUUCAGAUGAUGCUAACAUGAGCUUUUUGUAGUGCUUCUGAGGGUCAGAGUAGCUUCUGAUGUACAUUUCCUCUGUGCAGAUAUUUUAUUUUGCACUCAUGAAUGUGUUGUUUAACAUGUUUGAUGCACGAAGGGUUCCAUAGCUACCAAAUUUUCAACAAGUCAAGUUUUAUUAUUGCGAAGUUUUAACUUCUCUGAACAGUCCUCUAGCGUGUUAUUGCCCCAUUUUACAGAUAGGGAAAUUGAGGUUAACAUUUGACUGGUUUCUUUCAGAGACUGAUUUCACUGAAAAGAUUGAGACACAGCUCCACUGUGAACCAAUCAGUGUUGCCUUCAUCUUUCUGUGUGUAAAAUGGAGUAAUUUUAAAUUGAAAUAUUUAGUAUUGUUUAAUUACUCUAACCCAGAUCUUCUUUUGUAUAUUGUAAGUCUGGAUCAACAUGGCUUUUAUUUGAUUGCACAUCAAUCUUAAUCGAUAGAAAUUGCUUUGACAGUGUAUGGAUAUUGAGUUAUUGUGAACAAAAAUAAGUAAAAUAAGAUAACUUCUG
Eublepharis macularius is the source of this 3010-nucleotide messenger RNA. RefSeq names its product BAG cochaperone 1 (gene BAG1). Gene Ontology annotation, biological process: protein stabilization. The coding region runs from base 225 to 860 and encodes 211 amino acids. The record is from RefSeq and is a predicted model, not a curated record. Gene Ontology annotation, molecular function: protein-folding chaperone binding; adenyl-nucleotide exchange factor activity. Gene Ontology annotation, cellular component: cytosol; membrane; cytoplasm. The transcript has 7 exons. Lineage: Eukaryota; Metazoa; Chordata; Lepidosauria; Squamata; Eublepharidae.